Messenger RNA from Triticum dicoccoides, 2830 nucleotides. Its product is annotated as fatty-acid-binding protein 2-like. NCBI's taxonomy places the organism in Eukaryota, Viridiplantae, Streptophyta, Magnoliopsida, Poales, Poaceae. The record is from RefSeq and is a predicted model, not a curated record. The transcript has 11 exons. The coding region runs from base 1075 to 2496 and encodes 473 amino acids. Gene Ontology annotation, cellular component: chloroplast stroma. Gene Ontology annotation, molecular function: fatty acid binding; intramolecular lyase activity.
CCCAACCCCAACCCAAAGCAGGGCAUCGGCGCACGUGCUGCUCGCCUCGCACGCACGGACGGACGGGGCAGAGCCGGCCAGCCGCCGCCGAGAAAGUUUCUCGGCAGCAGUUGGGGAGGCGAGUUAACACGAAAGCGAAUCCUCUCGCUUUCGCUUCUUCAUUCACUCACCACCGCCACCUUCCCCUCUGCCUCCCCUCCCCCAUUCCAUUCCCCUGGGUUCGGUUUAGAAUCCGGGGGAACGCCGGCGGACGAAGCCACGGGCGCACCGCACGGCAUCCUCCCCCCUCCCCCACAUCUGCCAAACGUGCUCGCGCACGCAGCGGCUGUUGCCACCUCCCCGAUCCGCCGACGACAACGCGCGAUUCCGUGCGCCCAAGGUCUGGUGUGCUUCUUCCUUCAGCUGUUAUUUUUCCACCUCCCUUCUUUAUGCGCGUCUCGCUCUGGAUGGGACGAGCGGCGGAAUGCGGGCGGUUCAAGUGGUUGAUUCGUGGGAGGGAUUUUCUUGGUUGGUUUGGCGGGGGGAGGUUGGCUGGCGUUAGGAUUUGGGGGCGGACUGUGGAUGAUGGGUUUGGUGGUGUUUCUUGUGUGUGAAUCUGGCGGAGGCUGCGGGAUCACGGUGUGUUUGUUGCUGAUCCGGGCGUUCUGGGUGUUGGUUGGGCUUGUGGAUUUCUGUACAGAAGGUGGGAUUUCUGUGCCGAGUGCUUAGUUGCGGCGAGGGAGGGGGAAUUCUGAUCUGUAGCUGGAACCGUUUUGUAUGUAGCGGCUCCGCGUUUUCUGUAUUUUCCUUGGCGCCAGUGAGAUCAUAAGAUUUCCUUUUCUUUUCGUGCUACUGGAUGAUUUUUGGGAGCUCCAAUUGCUGUUUUUGGGAUGGUUAGUUAUUGCUUUGUUAUGCCAACUACUGUGAAUUGCUUGCUUCGUCAUGUCAACUACUGUGAAUGGCUUGCUUCGUCAUGCCAACUACUGCCAAUGGCUUGCUUCGUUAUGCCAACUACUGUGGAUGGCUUAAGGGAUAAAAAAUCACUAGCUGAUGUGGUGAAAGGAUGGCUUCUUAGAGUGUAACAAGUAUCGCGCAAUGAUGAAUUGGAAAGUAAUUUUUCAAGAGAACAUGAGGGCUGCGUUGGAGAUUAGCUCAUACAUUUUGAAGGAUCCGGUGAACUUCUCCUGUUGGCAAACUCCCCGACUUGGUACAAAGACUUCUGAAGUUGCAGUAUUUGGCAGCACUAUGAAACCCGAUUGGUUCAUUUUCUCCAAGCUUGAUCAUAACGGAGGAUACCUGCACAAGUUUCCACUAGGCUCUCCAAUAUCGCAUGAUAUCGGGUUAGGAUUGAUAUCACAAGUUGGAGCUUUAGUCGAGAGUUCCUUUCAGCAUCCACGGCAUUUAAGCUCUGCAGGAAGUGGUGCAGUUCAGGAAGCAUUCAGCUCCUUCAACAAGGUUGCUGGAGCUUUCUAUUUCUGCCUUUCUAGAGCAUCAAAUCCCAAGAUUUUACACAGGUUGUCUGCUGUUGCGGGCUCUGGUUCAAGAGCCUGUCGGGCACACAUAAAGCAAGUGACCUCUUGCGUGCAGCACUUGGCUGGAUUGCAAGUCAGAGAAGAGCAUGCUAUACAAAUGCUCUUAGCCAAGCUUGCAAACGCAACGCUUGGGCGAGUGUGGAAUGAGGUUGAGGAGCGUCAUGCCUGUAACAUUCUUAUGCUGGCUACCGCUAGUGUAAUACCACCAUUUGAAAACAUAUCGCCGAUGAUGCUUGCGGAUUCAAUGAUGUUGGGAAAAGAUGGUGACCAAAUCAGAGAACAUGUUGAUCAGCCUUAUUUGGACGAAAGGCACCCAGGUUGUGCUCGUGUUGCUGUGCCAAGAACAAUAUUGCUGGAAGAUCUGACAGAACCAAGAACUGGGAUCAAGUUCCCUACUCUUCUUGAGGAGAAUUCCAAUCCAACCGCAGAGGUGCUUGUCGGGAUGGGUUACAGAAAUAUGCGGAUAAUGAAGGUCAAAAACCUGAAUCUUUAUGCCUUUGGAUUAUAUAUACAACCGGAUUCUAUCUGCAAGAAGCUGGGUUCAAAGUAUGCUUCUGUUCCAGUUGCCGAGCUGAAGGAUCACCCGGAUUUCUAUGAAGAUCUUCUAAGGGAAAAUAUUCAUAUGACAGUCAGGCUGGUAGUUAGCUACAAUGGGCUUAGCAUUAGUGCAGUGCGAGAUGCAUUUGAGAAGUCUCUUGGCUUUCGACUGCAAAAGAUGAAUCCUAAUACCGAUUACCAUUGUUUGAAAACAUUUGGAUCUUACUUCAGGGAAGACAUUCGAAUACCUGCAGGUACAAAGAUCGACUUCCGUCAAACAUGUGAUGGCCAGCUUAUAACUGAAGUUGAUGGCAAACAAAUUGGUGCUGUCCAGAGCAAAGAUCUUUGCAGGGCUUUCUUCGAUAUGUAUAUCGGUGACCCGCCUGUUUCAGUGGAGACCAAACAAGACAUCGCUCAGAAUGUGGGUGGACUCAUUAGAAGAUGCUAGGGUAAUGGCUAACUAAAUAGCCGGCGGUUGGAAUUAUUUGAUUCUUCUAUUAGGGGGGAAAGAGCAUAUAUAUAGAUACGGGAAACCAGGAGAAGAUCGGUUGUAUGUAUAGUAGUGAUAGAUCUGUAACUUGUAAACUAUAGACUGGCAGAACUUGUAACUUGCAGAGGCUUAGCAUCUUCUCCUGGGCAAAUGCCUCCAUGAUUUUCAUAUGGGUUGGCAUUUUGCUGUUUCCUGGAUUGUAUCAUGUACACUGAUCCAGUUAGAAGUGUAGCAGAGAGCGCGUGUUUCCUGCAUCAUCAAUAUCAAAAUAAUGGCUUCGGCUUUUCUCCGA